AUGUUAUACGAUUAUUUCAUAAUCAAUCAAAUUUCAUUGGUUAACAAUGAAUUAUCUAGUAUUUUGGAAGGUAUAGAUUGGCCCUUAAAUAAUGAGAUAUCGACAGAUAGUUUGUCUGUUUUGCAAGAUAGACUAAAUGAAAUCAAAUCAAUAGUAGAUAAUUUGGAAUCUCAUAUUAAAAAUGAUAAUCAAAAUCUUAAACUAUUUAAAAUUGAUUAUAAUAACCAUAUUCAGAAUAUUGUAUUAGACUUGACAAAUAUGGCUAAUCAAUUAAAUUCUCCUAUUGAACAAAAUAUAUUUGAUAUUAUUAUCAAAUAUAUCACUGUUCUAUGCUACUAUUCUUUAUUAAAUAAAUUGUUGAUUGUUUUACCAAGAGAUUAUGAUGAUCAAUCAUAUUAUACUACAAUUAAGUUAUCGAAUUUGAAUAAAUUCAUUUAUUUGAUCCAAACAAGUGUAUCUAAACUAUUUAAAUUAUGUAAGAAUAAUUUGAAUCAGGCUGGAUUUACUCAUCUUAUUAAUAUCAACUACAAUAGUAAAUUUUUCACUAAGUUUACCUUAUGGAAACCUGAAAUGAUGAAAUUGUUUAUGAUUCAAAACCGUCAAUUCAUUGGUAUACCAAAAGAUUUUAUAAAAUUGAAUCCAUUUAAAAUAAUUAAAUUCUUUAUCUGGCAACAACCUUUGCACUUAAUAAACAACGAAUUAUCCAGUAUCAUCGAUUCAAAUUCACUUCAACUAUAUAAUCAAACUAAAAAAUUGGGUUAUUUGAUAUCGUUGAUUAAUAAGGGCUCGAUAGAUUUAAAUAGAUUCAAAUCAAAACAAUUAACACCAAAUGAUAUGAUGGUACAAAAUAUCAUUCAUUUUUACCAAAAAAAGGAUAUAAUUCCAUAUAAAAAAUUGAAUUUCAUAACAAGGUAUUGGCCAAUCUUCGUAACUUCAAUGAUAUGGGGUCCAGAAGUAAUUAGAUAUUGUUGGGAGUCGCGUUUUGAUUUGAAAUGUUUUAUACAAAAAAAUGUUAUUGAUUUAAUAAAUAGCUUAAUCCAUAACUGGAUUUGGUUGCCUUUUAAACGUAUCUUGGCUACCAUUAGACAUGAUAAAUCUACUAUGAUUGCUAUGGUAUCUGAAAAUACUUUACAAAGUGAACAAGACUCCUUAAUCAGAAUGAUUAUAAAAUUUUUGAUUGAUAAUGGUGUAAUACUCACAGAGGAUCCAAGUAAAGCAGAUACUGAUAUUAGUAACAUAAUUAUUAAUAAUAAAGCUGUUGAUAAUAUUGUCAAACAAAUUGAAAUGGGACAAAUGGACCAAUUUAUGACUGUAUAUGAGAAUCAAUUAUCACAUCCAGUUAAAAGUAUCUUCACUGGUGAGCUUAUUAGAUCGAUUUUAAUACAAAUUCAAAAAAUGAAAGUUGAUGGAUCUAUUGCUAUGAAUGGAAUUGAUAAAAUGCUGAAAUCACAAGAGUUGCUGUUUGGUAUGAUUGCCUUGUCUCCAUCAUUCCUUUUGAUUUAUUCUAUUGGAUCAAUGGUAAAUAGUUUAAUUAAAUGGGGCAAUGUUUGGUCUCAUGAAAAAGCAUUACGAAUGAAAAUUAAGGAUUCAUUAAACAACGUGGAACAAUUAUUGAAUUAUAACUAUAUAACAAGGGAAGAUUCUGGAAAUGAAACUGACAAUUAUGAUGAUUCAUAUUAUUUUAAUUUAGGGUUAUUGGUUAUGGAAAUAUCUAACUUGUAUAGACUAGGCUAUGAAUUGUUACCCAAGAAGUUAAGAUUACAAUGGAGAAAGGAUAUUCUUGAAUUAAUAAACAAUGAUUUCACAAAUGAAAUGAAACUUAAUACUAUAAAUAGAAUAUAUCAUUAUUAUGGUAGAUUAUUUUAG
Molecule: messenger RNA, 1866 nt
Organism: Arxiozyma heterogenica
Lineage: Eukaryota; Fungi; Ascomycota; Saccharomycetes; Saccharomycetales; Saccharomycetaceae
Gene: NCA2
Product: Nca2p
Exons: 1
Coding region: 1-1866 (621 amino acids)
Cellular component (GO): mitochondrial outer membrane
Source: RefSeq, a predicted model, not a curated record